Messenger RNA from Trametes versicolor FP-101664 SS1, 636 nucleotides. RefSeq lists its product as uncharacterized. The transcript has 4 exons. The record is from RefSeq and is a predicted model, not a curated record. The coding region runs from base 38 to 445 and encodes 135 amino acids. Lineage: Eukaryota; Fungi; Basidiomycota; Agaricomycetes; Polyporales; Polyporaceae.
GUGUCUAGGCUACUUCUCGCGCUUCUAACACCUCCGAAUGCCCAAGCUCGAUCCUCCCUUCCCCUCCUUCACUCUCAUGAUGCACGAAUAUCAAAACGACUCCCUCCGUCUCCCAAGCUACCGCGAAUCCCUCGUCGUCCGAUUCCACCCAUACCCGCGCAAGCAGUCGAAGUCGGAGGCUUUGAUGCAAAAGGUGGACUAUCGUUACGAGGAGCCCGCGCCAGCACAGGAUGAGGAAGUCACUCCGCCUACCCCUACGGAGGAAGGUAACAACGUCGCGCUUUGCUUGGAUCGUGCUAUGAGCAAGGAGAAGGAUGGCGAUGUGGGUGUUAAGAGGCGUCGGAGCCUCACGGCGCUCAUUAUAGAUCUUGCUCUUGCAGUUCGAAAUGGUUAUCGUACUCCCCGCCUUGGCAAGCGCAGGUCUUCAGUUUCGAAGGAUGUUUGACGCGAUUCGCGGCCGUUGCUAGCUUCGUUCUUGUUUGUGCAUUCGCGCUUCUUGUUCCUCUUCGUGCGCCCUGGUCGCAGUCCCACAGUCAGCUUUUCGCUCGCGCGUAUACGCUCCGUCUAAUAAGUAAAAUGUAUCUAUACUCGUCGAUGUUCUUGCUUGAUCUCCUGUAUAUUGUUUCGCUAUCGUCG